UUUUGCCGUUCAUCACAAAAUGUCUUUUAGGGUAAUGGCAGUGUAGUCAGUGUUGCUGUACAGUGCAGCCUCCUACACAUUAGUGUUCAUUUCUCCAAAGUAACGGGUGCUUGAAACCGACAAGUGGACACAAAAGCAGAAUUUUUAUUACAUGGAUAACUCGAUUUGGAUGGGAAUGAAUAUCAUAAAGGAGAUCGUUGCUGCCAUGAACAGAUCAGGGAAGUCACAAGAGGAAGAGGAACGUAUACGUCAAAUUAUGCAAAAUGUCUUGACUGAGAAUUCUACUUCUGCAAGUGCAUCCGAGAGUGUUAUUCAUACAGGAGAUCUGGUAAAUCGCAUGAUGCAGCUCCUAGAGCAGAACAUGACCAAACAGACAGCCGAGCUUCAUGCAACUGUGCAGGAAAGAGAUCUGUAUAAAGUUAAAAUGGAAGAACUGAAUCGCAGCAUGAAUCAGCUGAUGAUGAAUCAGGGGGCUCAUGCUUCAGAAGGAGAAAGAUCAGGAUUUACACCAAGACAGAGGAAGCUUGCAGAAAUGUUACAAGAACUUCAAGAAAUGCGAGAAAGUAAAUUGCAUGAACAGAGAACCCCAGGAGAGCCAUUUACCAGGGGUGGAAAUGGAGGGGGUGGGGGUGGUGGUGGUUAUGGUGCCAGGAGGCCACAGAACCAAGGUCAUGCACAAGGUGCUUUUAGCAAAUUUAGCAGACAGGACAAAGGUGAUGCUCUGUUUGGUCAAGGAAAGCAUCCUUACAAUCAGAACAAAGGGAAGUCCACAGAAAACCUUGAGAUGGUUGACCAUGCAGAAUGUAAACCAGGGGGCUUCCAAGAUAAACCCUUCCAGAGAAAGCAGUACCAGAAAUAUCCAGAACAACUUCAAACAUUUCCACAAUAUGGUGACAGAUAUGCGAGCCCACAUUUCAGUAAUACGGUUUCUGGUCAUGAUCAUGGUUCCCAUUCUGAUAACAGGCCCAAGCAGCACAAUACCAAUUCUGAAUUUAGCAACAGAGCUGAAACACAGAAUAAGCAAUAUCAUGGUCCCAAUAGAGGUUACUUUCAGCGCGGGGGUCAGUUCCAUAAAAGAGGCCAGUUUCAGCAACCUCGUGGUCAAUUCCAGCCUCAACAUGGCCAGUUCCAUCCUCAACAUGGCCAGUUCCAUCCUCAACAUGGCCAGUUCCCGCCUCAACAUGGCCAGUUCCAGCCUCAACAUGGCCAGUUCCAGCCUCAACAUGGCCAGUUCCAGCCUCAACAUGGCCAGUUCCAGCCUCAACAUGGCCAGUUCCAGCCUCAACAUGGCCAGUUCCAGCCUCAACAUGGCCAGUUCCAGCCUCAACAUGGCCAGUUCCAGCCUCAACAUGGCCAGUUCCAGCCUCAACAUGGCCAGUUCCAGCCUCAACAUGGCCAGUUCCAGCCUCAACAUGGCCAGUUACACCGUCAUCGUGGGCAGUUACAUAAUUCCGGCCAAGGCCAAAAAAGUCAUCUGAGUGAAUCUCCUAGUGAAUUCAGUAACAGCCAGUUAACUCCUGAAGAAAUAGAAGCAAUCAAAGCCGUACUGAAGCAGCAACAGCAGGACAAGAAACCCAGUUCAACUCCUCUGGUAGUAAAUCCAAGCAAGACAACUUUUAAGAAAAAGAAACCAAAGAAACCCAAAGCUGCAAAAAAUACUAUUUCAGCUAAUAAUACCGUAAUUGACUCCAGGAUUCCUGAUGACAGUGAAGAGGAAGAUGAAAAAAAAAGUGAUGUUAAAUCAUCAGAAAAUGAUGGCGAGUCUGCUGAUUCAGGAGCUACUGGUGGAAACAGUAUAACAGAUCCUAAGAAGAAACCGAACAGUAAGAAAAAACAAAAAAGCAAAGACCAGACUGCUGCUCAGCAGAAGCCCAUAGGCUUAUCUGAACUGGAGCUGUUUGUAGCUUCAGGUUUGGACCUGCCACAGACUUCUAAUUUGAAUAUGAAUGAUAAAGUGGAAGAUUUAAUGCUGAUAGGAAAAGAAAGUGACGGUAUUGUAACAUGUCAACCACAGACAGUGAAAGAGCUCACUGAAUUCAAACAGAGGUAUCCUAAUGCUCAGGUCAUCAUUGUGAAAACUUCAGAGCAGAAGUGAUGGACAUUAUUCUAAGUGCAGAAAGGUUAUGGUCUUUCAUAACCUUGUAUGUGUCUCUAGAACAGUAAUUUAUAAUGAGGCCACAGAAAUCCCAUGGAUUGGCCCCCUCCUCAUCUCUUGCGAGCAGUUACACUUCCCCCCCUCCAGCUGUACUGGUUCUGUUUACAGGAAUGCUGGUAGUGCACUAGCAGAAAGUAUGUUGGCUGGCCGACAGGCCAGAGGUAGACAGACAGGGAAGUCUUGAACCCUGUCAUCCUCACCCCUCAUGGGAUUUCUUUCUGUGGCCUCAGUAUAAGGUGGUGGAAUAUAAUUUUGAGAAAAAAACAGUCUUUGUGCAGCUGCCACAUUAUGUCUACAGACUUGUAUAAGCAGCACUUCUUUGUAAUAAGUCAUAACUUCAUUUUAAAUGAGUAACAUUAAAGCUCCAAUAAGCAAUUUGGACGAAGUUAUUUUUGAUUAUUUUAGUGUUUACAGUGCUACAUAAAUUGUUGAGAUUGAAGAUUCUAUUGCUAUUUUAAAUUGUGGAAUUUCAACUGUGGCCGCCUGGGUUGUGACACCAUAAUUGUAGGUGAUUAUCAAUGUUUUGGAGGAACCUAUUGCCUCUAUCUUAACAAUGAAUCUCAUAAUUAAACAGUGAUUCAUAUACUUUGUGGUAUUUAGUAGUGACUGUUUAUAGUACUAAAAUUUAAUUGCAGAUUACUAAUGAAGAAUGAAUAACUGAGAUGAAGUCAAUCAGACCAUUACAUCUGACCACAGUCUACAGAAUUGUUGAAAGAGCUAUUACAUACUCCUUUUUUAACAUUACUGUACACAAUAAGUAUGUUACAUCAGUGUACUCUUAUAUGAAAUACAUUGUUCAACCGUUCUUAGUAAACUUAGGACAGCCAAUAUUUGUUAUGGGAGGCAUAUAUAUAUAUAUAUUUCUGAAUUAUGAGGCCAGUGAGCUAUAAAAUAAUAAGAUAUUCACCAUGAAUGACUCAUCAAGUAUGUCAGUGUUGGUCUUCUGGGUUGUAAUGCUGUGUGGAUUUCUAGGUAGAUACCUAAGUUUACAACCCAGAAGACCAAUAUCACCCAUUUUCACAACUUUAUAACUUUAAAUUCAACUUGAAAUGGAAGCCAUGGUAGAGUACUUGCUGUAAGUCUUUUCUUUUACUACUUCACAUAUAACUGUAAAUUAGCCUCAACAUUUGAAAGUUUGUAUUUAGCAACAAUAUUUAUACAAUGACUGAUUAUAAUGGGAAUAAAGUACAAAAUAUGGAGAAUUGAUUUA
This is a messenger RNA of Zootermopsis nevadensis, 3365 nucleotides long. RefSeq lists its product as uncharacterized. The record is from RefSeq and is a predicted model, not a curated record. NCBI's taxonomy places the organism in Eukaryota, Metazoa, Arthropoda, Insecta, Blattodea, Termopsidae.